Messenger RNA from Scylla paramamosain (green mud crab), 4736 nucleotides. Its product is annotated as transient receptor potential channel pyrexia-like. Lineage: Eukaryota; Metazoa; Arthropoda; Malacostraca; Decapoda; Portunidae. Gene Ontology annotation, molecular function: monoatomic ion channel activity; protein binding. The record is from RefSeq and is a predicted model, not a curated record. Gene Ontology annotation, biological process: transmembrane transport; monoatomic ion transport. The coding region runs from base 127 to 2712 and encodes 861 amino acids. The transcript has 4 exons. Gene Ontology annotation, cellular component: membrane.
UUGGGAAUUCCGUCUGCGAUAGUUCCACGGGAGGGACAUUCAAAACAAGAUUAGUUAGUAGGGCACCGCGCCAUGAAGGCAUUCAGAAUGCCACUCCUUCUGCUACCAUAGUAUCAGCAAGACACCAUGAGAAAAUUCCUCCUAUUGUUUCGUAAAAAGAAACGUCCUCUCGUAAGGGGUCUGACGUUCAAGAGCACAAUUGACUUCCGCGAGCAUUCCACUUUUGUGAACAUAGGGAUGGAGGAUCUUGUUGACGGAGCGGACGACGCUUGCGAGGGUCACACCAACCAAAGGGUUACCGCCUUGUUCACAGCAAUUAGGCGUCAGGAUGUAGAGGAAGUGGAUAUGCUGGCGUGCGAUGCCACGCCAGGAUCUCUAGAAACUACUUGUGGAGGCCUCACUCCACUUCUUAUGGCCUGUCACCAACGCAACCUGCCCAUUCUUAAACUUCUUCUUCAACAUCAUGCGCAGGUGGAAGCCAAGGGCAGUAAUGGCACCACUCCACUGCAUACUGCGAUCUGUGAAGGCUGGAACGAGGGUGUCGCCGAGCUACUGAAGUAUGGAGCAUUACCUGAUCUUCGGGAUAUCUCUACCUCUUCAUCCACCACGGCUGUGGCGAACUCUCCCUUGAAAGCUGCUGUCAGAUCCGGCAAUGUUGCAGCACUUAAGUUAAUAUUCGAGCAUUAUCCAAACUUAAGUGUCACGGAUAGUGAAGAGGGUUCUCUUCUCCACUUGGCUGCCCACUCACAUCAACCACUGAUGGUGAAAUAUUUGCUAGAGGAAAAGAUAUCAGCAGAAACUUUGAAAUCUUGUAAUCAGAAAGGUGACACUGUAAUGCAUUCAGUCUUCCAUAAGAGGAGCAGAAACAAGUAUGAAAAGUCCCAAAUGGAAAUCCUCAGAAUGUUUUUGGAGGCUCAUGUUGAUGUGAACUCCAAAAACAAAGCUGGAGAGACACCCCUCUUCUUGGCCACUCGUGCAAGACUCUCGCAAUGCACGGAACUCCUGCUCUCUUCUGAUGCUGAUCCAUUGGCUAGGACAGAAUCAGGACAGACGGUGAUUCAUGGUGCCUGCCUUGGGGGAUGUGCUGUCACCCUCAGUCUUUUGCUGAAAAGAUGUCGCCUUGCUCACCUUGUUACACUUCCAGACAAAGAUGGUGUGCUUCCAUUUCACUGCGCUGUUGGAAGUUAUUCCAUUGAUUGUUGCCAGAUACUGUUGAUGAACGGUGAUCACCUGACACACCGUGAUGGUGAUGACACUUCUCGCUGUUCCUUGCUUCUUCGGCACUUCCCAGAUACCUCCUCGCAGCUUUUGGAGCGAUUGUUCAGUUCUCGCAUCACUCUCUCUGAUGACCCUCAGUAUGAUGGAAAUUUUCGUGUCUUCUUCGAUUACUCUGAUAUUCUGUCUCAGAACAAAGGUGACAUUCAAAGUUCCUUCUUAGAAGAUAUUAACUGUUUCCAAAAUGACCUGCUCCAGCAUCCGCUGAUUGAGAGUUUUGUGCAUCUCAAGUGGCUGAAAAUUAGAUUCCUGUUUUAUACCACCUUGAUGUCAUUUUUUGUAUUCAUAAUUAUUCAUACAGCUUACAUUAUAGGCAUAAGCAGCAAGUGCUCCCAGAUAUGUAUGCAUUUUUCAAAUUUAUUGGCAUUUCGUGUAUUACAUCUAGUUAUGUAUCUUCUCAUUUUGUGGCCAGAGGUAAUCACCAUGAUUGCCAAUCCCAGAAUGUACUUACGCCACUGGGAAACACUUACAAAAUUUGUGUCUCUGAUUGCAUCUGCAUAUGUUGUGACUGCACACCAACACACAGUUAUGAAUCUGGAUAUCAGUCAUACGAACAUCACACAUUCACCUGAGGAAAGUGCAGAACACGCAGAUCCCUCUACUAAUUUCCAUCUGAGAAGGGAGAUCAGUGCAAUAUCAGUUUUCUUUGGCUGGGUUGAACUGAUGAUGAUGUUCGGGCGACUGCCUAUCCUGGGCUCAAACGUCCUCAUGUUUGCACGUAUCGCCAAGUCAGCCAUUAAGUUUAUUGCUGCCUUCAUUGGCCUCCUUGUUGGAUUUUCUGUCAGCUUUAUGGUUCUCUUCAGUGAGAUUGAUGAUUUCAAGACAUUUGGGAGAAGCUUCGUAAAGACACUAAUGAUGAUGAUAGGCGAGGUGGAUUACUCAAACUUGGUGAACGAAAACACGGCGAUUAUUAGUUAUCUGAUUCUUAUGGUAUUUCUUUUCCUGGUAUGCAUUCUCAUGGCCAAUCUUCUCAUAGGCCUUGCUGUCGAUGACAUCACCAGCUUACAACGUAUGGGAAGCAUUGCCAGGCGCUCAAAGCAAGCAUCACACAUUGUCACUUUUGAAAAAACGGUCGCUGUUGCUAAAAGAUUUCGACUACUUCCCCGUCGCUUAGUAGUUGCAUUGAUGAAAGCAAAUACAAUAGAUCCAAAAAAGCAUAUAUACGUUAAUAAGAAUCGGAAACGAUUCUUCUUUUGUGAAAAUAAUUAUGUUCCAUCAGAAAUCUUAAAGAAAGCUGUGGCUGAUGCCAAAGCCAAUCACAUUUCCUCUGAGGACUCCCCGGUAUUUUCGGAGAAGGCAAUACAUGAGGGAACCUCAAAUUUGUUGCUUCAAAAGCUGGAGGAUCUUAAGAAAGCAAUUACUGCCAAUAUGAUAAAUACACUACCAAUUCAUGAGCCCAGUGACAGCCCAGUAAACAAUGUAAAACAAUAUGACUAAAGGCAUCUUCUUCAGUUCUCACAAGGGGUUAGAAUUUUAGCUCCUCGGAGCUUCCCCCACUUGACCACUGAAGAACAGACCAGAGGAGUUGACUGACUUGCUGCCCAAGGAAAAAAAGUGUCGUACAGUUCAUUGGUACACAUUGGUUAUUCUUGUUUAAUAGUGGUUACAUUUAAAGAACAGGCAUAUAGUAAUAUGUCAUAGUUUGGUUAGGACAUUCUGAGUCAAAAUUAUUCCUGAUGUUAGUCAAAUAUGACUAGUAAAACUUGCUGCAUGGUAUUGUACAUAUGGCAGUUAUGAAAUGAAAUGUCAAAGCAUCUCUUUGCUGGUAUUUUCACACUAUUUCUGUGUUUUAGGUGCGUCCUUCUCUUAGGUAUCUAUUAUUAGUGAUUAUGGAAUAGAGCAAGGGGAAACUGUGAUGCAGGGAGCAGGUCUAGCAGCUCUCCAGAUCACAGAUCAUUCAUAGGGGUGAGAGCGAGGUCCCUUGCCCCGCUGUUCAGAUUCAGCCAUGUUAAGGGAACGUUCUAUCCCGUGUAUCGCUCCUUCAGACCUGUCCUACUUCAUCACCUGUGCAAAUACAAGCCACUCUUCAGAGCAUUCCAGCGUGAAUUGGUUGUAUCAGUCAUGACUUCACGCUGCAUUAUGGCACUGUACCUGAACACAAUGAUGUAUUGGAAAUUGUAGCCCGAGAUAGGAAGGCAAUCAUUAAGGCACCUUUACCUACCCUGCCAGAAUGCCGCUCGCCGCUGGAAGGCUUGACUGUUCCACGAUCAUUGUAACCAAAUGUUACUAUUCACUUAAUUUGAAAUAAUGCAUGACUGACUUGUAUGCAGAUAAUUUUGUAUGUUUGAGAUUUUAUUGGAAACAAUGCACGCACAUAGGCUUGUUUUCGCCAACAUGUUUGCAUUGCUGCGCGCGAAGCACAAAGUAACUGCCAUCUAUGUAGGUAAGUUUAAUUUUAUUUAUUUAUUUAUUUUUUUGGUGACUUGGUGGAAAUUUUUGUACAUAUGUUUAUUUACCUAGUUGAGCUUUACAGGCCCUGCGCUAUAUUCACUUCGUGGAUAUCUUUUUUUUUUUUUUUUUUACAUGUUGUGGUACCAAAGGCUUUGGUGCUUGCUAAUUACUUUAUUUGGAAGAUGCUAAUCUGCUGCACUGUUUCUAUCAUUUUUUGUAUUAUUCAUACCUAAUAUUAACAAACUAUCUCAUUUAUAAAUGAAAUAAAAUGCUGCAGUGAUCUCUCUAAUUUAGUAUGCAUUGAUACAUGGAAAACCAUUAUUUCACUCAGUACAUGAUUACUGACACAUGUAAGUGAUACCUGUCUUUCUUUUAUUGCUGGCAAAAGUUUUGGAUGAUUUCUUGCAGAACAAUUCUGCCCAAAAAAUGUUGAACUAUCUGCUACACUGCAGGUUCAGGGUCCACACGUGGAUGCUGAGGCGAAGAGGCAGUAGCUGGAAAUAAAUAUAGGUUUUAGACUUUCGUGUGGGGCUGAGAGGUUGGGAUUGCAGGACCAUAAGAUAGGGGUCAAGGGGGUACCCACUAUUGCCUGCAAUAUUAUGAUCCCAAUUCAGAAUGUUUAUGAUUUAGUAAUGCAGUAGGGGUGCUUAUCACUCAUGAAAUGGUAUUGUGCCAAAGUUUUCUCAUGAUGAAAAUAUGAAGCAAAUUAAUAAUAUAUAACAUAACAAUGUAAAGGAAAACAAUAUUACAACUAAUAUGAAUACACACAUGGGGAGUUUGGUGUAUGUAGACACCGUGAUAGGUGGUCUGGCAGUGGGUGGUAUUAUUAUAAAUAACACAGGGCUCACAAAUAUUUAUGCACUGUUAUGCAUUUUGAAUCUAGAUGCUCACCAACAAGUAAACAAGUAUGUGUACCACCCCUAUACUGGAUAUGCAUGCAGUAUACAUAUAAUACAAAAAAAAAAAAUAAUAAUAAUGUUUUACAAAAACACAGGGUUGAAAAUCUGUCAAGCACCUAACACUCAAAGAAAAAAUAAAAUUAAGUGACUGAAUAUAAAAAUAACGCUAAA